AUGCAGAUACCAAAAUAUCAGAAUAAACCAUUCAAGCCUCCGAGAAGGGUUGGAUCAAGUAAUAGCGCCCAACUUAAAUCAGCCACAGUCACCGUCACGGCAGCACCCAUAUCUAGAGUGAAUGUUGCUAUUCAAGCAAAAAGAAAUAUUCCGCUAGGGGCGCCUCUUAAUGCUGCCAAAAAACCGAAGAAUCUGGAUUCAAAUCAAUACAUUAGAUACUUUACUAUCAUGUAUCGGAAACCUACAACCAAGAAGCACAAAACCUGGAACGGUGAUGGUUAUGCCGCCUUAAAGGUUGAUAGUAGUAAGCUAACCUUUUAUAAUGAAGCAGGAAAAUUUCUUGGAUCGAAUGCAUUACCGAGUGGUUCUGAUUCUCUUUUUGAGACUCUUUUCAAAGUGGGUUCUCAUGAAGUACAGCUAGAUUACGAAUUGAAAGAGAGGACAGAAAUAGAUAGUAUCAAAGAAAUCUUAUCGCAAGCGAGUGGAAGCGUCAAUUUGACUGCUGCAAAUGCAACGGUAACAGCGCCAUCUUCAAAGAAUGACGGUGGCAAAUCGCAAAUGCCAUUGUCUCAACUAUUUACACUGAAUACAGUGAGAAAAUUUAAGGCAGUAACAAAGCAAUCGCAGGAGCAUAUGACUGUACCGACGCGAAAUAAUCAAAGCACUCUGGCCAGAAAAUAUUACCCAGUGUUUGAUGUUGACAAAAUCGUUAAUCCUUUAGUGAUGAAUAAGAAUGCUGCUGCUGAAGUUGACGUGAUUGUUGAUCCAUUAGUGGGUAAGUUUUUACGCCCUCAUCAGAGGGAAGGUGUAAAGUUCAUGUACGAUUGCGUAAUGGGUUUAGCAAGACCAAGUUUUGAGGAUCAGAAUAGUGAUGCUAAAAGUCUAGUACUAGAAAACGACUCAGAUAUCAGUGGGUGUUUGUUGGCGGACGACAUGGGUUUAGGUAAAACAUUAAUGAGUAUAACUUUAAUUUGGACAUUGAUUAGGCAGGAUCCAUUUGCUUCCAAAGUCCCAUGUUCGCAAUCAGGUAUACCAUUGAGUGGUCUUUGUAAAAAGACCUUAGUGGUUUGUCCUGUCACUCUGAUAGGAAAUUGGAAGAGAGAAUUUGGCAAAUGGUUAAAUUUAUCGAGAAUAGGUGUCUUAACACUAAGUUCAAGAAAUUCGCCCGAUAUGGAUAAAAUGGCUGUCAGGAAUUUUUUAAAGGUACAGCGAACCUAUCAAGUUUUGAUUAUUGGCUAUGAAAAAUUGCUAAGUGUAUCUGAAGAAUUAGAGAAGAAUAAGCAUCUCAUCGAUUUGUUGGUGUGUGACGAAGGACAUCGUUUGAAAAACGGCGCUUCUAAAAUUCUGAAUACGUUGAAGAGUUUAGAUGUGAAGAAAAAACUUCUGCUUACGGGAACUCCGAUACAAAAUGAUCUUAGCGAAUUUUUUACUAUCAUAGACUUCAUAAAUCCGGGAGUCCUUGGCAACUUUGCCUCUUUCAAGAGAAGAUUUAUUAUCCCAAUAACGAGAGCUAGAGAUACCGCAAACAGAUACAACGAUGAUGUGUUGGAGAAAGGGGAAGAAAAAUCCAAGGAGAUGAUUGAAAUUACAAAGAGAUUUAUUCUAAGAAGAACGAAUUCAAUUCUAGAAAAGUAUCUUCCUCCGAAAACGGACAUAAUUUUAUUCUGUAGACCCUACGACGAACAAAUUCUGGCUUUUAAGGAUAUUCUACAGGGUGCACGUUUAGAUUUUAGACGGUUAACGUUCAGCUCUUCGCUGGGGUUAAUUACUUUACUGAAAAAGGUGUGCAACUCUCCCGGAUUGAUUGGUUCGGAUUCAUAUUACAAUUCACUCAUAAAAGAUACUCAAUCUCAAGGAAGCUACAGCCGUUCCCUGAACUCUGGUAAAUUAAAGGUUCUGAUGACAUUGCUCGAAGGUAUUAGGAAGCGUACCGAAGAAAAGGUUGUUAUAGUUUCCAAUUAUACUCAAACAUUAGAUAUAAUUGAAAACCUAAUGAAUAUGGCAGGAAUGUCACAUUGCAGGCUUGAUGGUUCUAUACCUGCCAAACAAAGAGACUCCAUUGUCACAUCUUUUAAUCGUAGUCCAGCCAUAUUCGGAUUCUUGUUGAGUGCAAAAUCUGGAGGCGUAGGGCUGAAUCUGAUCGGCGCUUCCCGACUUAUAUUGUUUGAUAAUGAUUGGAACCCCUCGGUAGAUUUACAAGCCAUGUCAAGGAUCCACAGGGAUGGUCAGAAAAAUCCGUGCUUUAUAUAUAGGUUGGUUACAACAGGAUGCAUCGAUGAGAAAAUCUUGCAAAGGCAACUGAUGAAAAAUAGCCUAAGUCAGAAAUUUCUAGGUGACUCUGAAACGAAGAAUAAAGGUUCUUCCAAUGAUGAUCUCUUCAACAAAGAGGACUUGAAGGAUCUAUUCUCUGUUCACACGAACACGAAGAGUAAUACUCAUGAUUUGAUCUGUUCUUGCGAUGGCUUGGGUGACGAAAUUGAGUGUUUUGAAAAACAAUUGGAUGUUGUUGAACCAAAGAAGCCCAAAUCUACAAUAUGGACUAGCGCUCUGGAGUUGCAAAAGGAAAUGAAUGAAACUGCUACCAGGGAUGAUGCGAAAAAGUGCCAAUCCAUUAGACAAUGCCUUGUUAACUAUAAACAUAUCGAUCCAGCCAGGCAAGAUGAAUUAUUUGAUGAAGUUAUUACGGAUUCCUUCACAGAAUUGAAAGAUGAUAUCACUUUUGCAUUUGUCAAGCCCAGCGAGAUUUGCCUCAAAGAAGAAUGA
This is a messenger RNA of Saccharomyces kudriavzevii IFO 1802, 2763 nucleotides long. RefSeq names its product DNA-dependent ATPase RDH54 (gene RDH54). Gene Ontology annotation, biological process: reciprocal meiotic recombination; double-strand break repair via homologous recombination. Gene Ontology annotation, cellular component: nucleus. The transcript has a single exon. NCBI's taxonomy places the organism in Eukaryota, Fungi, Ascomycota, Saccharomycetes, Saccharomycetales, Saccharomycetaceae. Gene Ontology annotation, molecular function: ATP-dependent chromatin remodeler activity; ATP binding; DNA translocase activity. The record is from RefSeq and is a predicted model, not a curated record. The coding region runs from base 1 to 2763 and encodes 920 amino acids.